CACGCCGGCAGCCCACGGCAGCCCCGUGACCAGGCGACUGCGUUGCAUAGAUCAUUCAAUUAUCCAUUACUACCAUGAAUGCGAGAACAUUCGUGCUGGGGAGCAUCGCUUUGGCAGCCCAGGAAGCAGCACAUGCGCUCACCACGCCGCCAGCGAGCCGCCUCGGCACUCCCGAACGCGCAGCGCUCGGCGGCGUGGGCGCCGCGUGGGUCGCACUCGGUGCGCGCACCUUUGACGCCGCGAACGCGCGCGAGGCGGUGGGAGCCUUGGGCGUCGCGACCGCCACGUUCGAGGACAACAUCCGCGAGCCCGCCGCGGGCUUCCUGGAGCUGACGUCGCCGCUCUUCGUGCUGCAGGGCGUGUUAUUACUCGCUCUUUCAGCAAACGUGUUUGCGUCGAAGGAUGCCGCCCGCGUCAGCUCGUCGAUCGCCCUAGCAUCAGCUACGACGCUCCUAGCAUUGGCGCUGGCCGUCGUCGCGGGGGCGCCCGUCGAGAACGGUUUUGAAUUCAUCACGGAUCCCUUGUUCAUCACGGCGGCGGUGGCGCUCAAGGCCGCGGGUUCCACUGAAGAAGACGCUUUCGAGCUCAUCCGCGGCGACGUUGUGGAGCUGGCGACGGACGGCGGUUCCGUAGCACCGGAGGACGGCUACGGAAAAACGCUCGCGACGUUCUACCGAGGGUCCUGCCUUGUUGGUAUAUUGGUGGGCGCGUCGUUUAUUCUAAGCCCGAUCAAUCCGAUAGGGAUAUUUGACACGGAGUCGCCGGCGACGCACUUCUUCCGGGCUUUAUGUGGCAUAAGCAUCGCCCUCGUGCUCGCGCCGGCGCAAUCUAUACUAUGGCGUGCGGCCAAGGCGGGGGAGUUGAGCGCAAAUUCAUCGCGGGCCCUCAACGCCGCUUUGGGACUGGCGUCCGGGCUGUUGGUCGUCGACGGCCGGCUCCAGGUCGAGGAGGGCACGCGCCAGUUCGCUCAAUUGGAUCCCUCGUCGGCGAUCGCGAAGGCGGUUGAAUUGGGGGAUGUGGGGCGGUCCGUGACGAACACUGAUGCGGCGUUUUCGGUGGGGCUAGUUGUUGCCUUGUUCUACGUGGCGCAGGCGGUCGCGCCGGCGCGGCGAGUGUAAGAGUG
Pelagomonas calceolata is the source of this 1123-nucleotide messenger RNA. NCBI's taxonomy places the organism in Eukaryota, Pelagophyceae, Pelagomonadales, Pelagomonadaceae. The record is from the annotation of a GenBank genome assembly.